Molecule: messenger RNA, 612 nt
Organism: Clunio marinus
Lineage: Eukaryota; Metazoa; Arthropoda; Insecta; Diptera; Chironomidae
Source: the annotation of a GenBank genome assembly
AUGGCAGCCUCAUCUGAUUCCACAUCUUUGUCAAUUUCAUCACCGAGCAACGAAAAUCUUAUGGAUAAUUAUGUGAAAUCAAUUGUUUUGAUGUUAAAAAGAGUAAAAGAUUUCAACAAAUUAUUUUCACAAUCUCUCGAAGAAAACAGAAAACUGGCUAAAGAUUUAUGGAAUUUGAUAGCUCGAUAUAAUAUAAUACAAAGUAUUGCGAAUGAUCCUUACCCAGAAAUUCAAAAGGAAGAACUUCUUUGUGAAAUGAUUGUAACCAUUCAAGAAACAUCAAAUUCAAUUUAUUUAUCAAUGAAAAAUAUAAGAAACGAGCUUAAUAAUCUCAACCAGCUGCUUCGUGAUCUUCAGAGUAAUUCGCUUUCUAUUGACUGGAAUGCCACAUCCAAUCCCGAUAUCAAAGGAAAUGUUAAAUAUCGUCCAAUAACGCAAUAUCUCGAAGAAAUCGCAGAUAAUUUGUGUAAAUUGCAAUUAUGUAAGAACAACCUCUCAGGAGUGAAUAAAUAUUAUAGAAAGAUUGUAAAUCCAUUCGAAGAUUUAGUUGAAAAAGAAAGAUUUAGACACGAUUUAGUUCACAAAGGCACAACUCACCUUUAUUGCAAGUAA